UAUCAAUGAAGUAGUAAAAGGGGGGGACAUCUGCAGAGAAGGUGAAGGGAAGGUUUUUUAGAGGAAGCCUUUGACAGACUGUUUGCUUUGGCUGGGUUCCCUUCUUUUAUUUACUGAAUUCAAGAGGUGACCAACAAAUAAAAGAAUGAAGUUCAUCAUAGGCAUUGGAGGUGUGACCAACGGUGGGAAGACCACUCUGACAAAUAGACUUCUAAAGACAUUACCCAACUGUUGUGUGGUGCAUCAGGAUGACUUCUUCAAGAAACCCGAUCAAAUAGAAGUCGGGGAGGACGGCUUUAGACAGUGGGAUGUGAUCACGGCUCUGGACAUGGAGGCCAUGGUGAACACUGUGAAGGGCUGGCGGGAGAACCCGGUCAAGUUUGCCCGCUCGCACGGCGUCAGCCUGUCGUCUGAAGCCGAGGACACCGACACCGAGAAGGGGAUCCAUAUUCUCAUCAUCGAGGGGUUCCUCAUCUACAACUACAAGCCUCUCAUUGAAGCCUAUGACAAAUGUUUCUACAUUUCCAUUCCUUAUGAGGAGUGCAAGGAGAGGAGAAGUACAAGGACAUACACAGUCCCCGACCCCCCAGACCUGUUUGACGGCCACGUCUGGCCCAUGUACUUGAAACACAGGAAAGAGAUGGAGAACAACUGUGACAGAAUAGAGUACAUUGAUGGCAUGACUUCAAAGGAAGACAUCUACAGCAAAGUGUAUGAAAGCAUUCAGAACUCGCUGCUGAACACAUAAUAGCAGCACGGGGAUAACCAAGGAUCUGUGUAUAGACUUGUAAAUAUCAUUUUUGCGUCAGCGUGUGACCCCUGUUCUGUACUUCUAGCCUGAUUUGUAAAUAGUUAAGUCUGUAACUUAUUAAGAACUAAUGGCAGAAGCGUUGUGUUUUGUAUAGCCCUGUGUAACUUUUUUUUCUAAAAGAUAAGCCACCUCUGGACGUUCCCAGUGUAAAACAUCUGGAAAGAGAAUUGAUGUGAAAUUCUAAAAGUACUGGGAGGACAGAUUUGUGUUUCACAACGAAAAAUGAAACGUCUGAAUCCA
Molecule: messenger RNA, 1051 nt
Organism: Labrus mixtus (cuckoo wrasse)
Lineage: Eukaryota; Metazoa; Chordata; Actinopteri; Labriformes; Labridae
Product: nicotinamide riboside kinase 2-like
Exons: 8
Coding region: 146-748 (200 amino acids)
Cellular component (GO): cytoplasm
Source: RefSeq, a predicted model, not a curated record